UAGCUCGUGUGUGAAACAUGGGCUGGAUAUCCCAUGUUAUCGUCCUUCUUUGUAUGGUAGGCACACAAUUCACAAAAGCCUACCCACGACAUAAAUAUCAACCAGGAAUCGGAGUCGUACAAGAUGAUCCACUACUAGAUUCGAAUACCGGAGAAAACUUUGCUAAUGUAUUUGCUCAGAGUUUAGAGAAUUGCGGAGCCUUCAGUCAUGAGGAGGCUGAAGAAUAUAAGGAGAUCAUACAGGUGUUGACCAGAGCUUUUGGAUCUUUUCCGGAUUUGCAGAAGGCCCCGCCGGGGGUACUUAAAGCAACAGCGGCAGGUUUUGCCUCCGCUGUUGCUGAGAGAACUGCAGCCGAUAUAGAACAAGGCGAAUUGUUCGCUAAAACACGGUGUGUGAUACAGGCCUUGAGAGAAGCCUUCAUUGUGACGACUGGAGUCACAAAUCCGUACUUUAUCUCCGAAGUGGAAAGGCUGAUUGAAGUCUUUUAUCUUACGAGAGGAGUACCACAGCCAACAUUUGAGCAGCCAUUUGAACAGGCUGGUCAAAUACAGUCACAAGGCCAGUUUCAAGCCCAACCACAAGGUCAGCCUCCAAUCCAACAACAAGGCCAGCCUCUUGCCCAACCACAAGGCCAACCUCCUGCCCAACCACAGGGUCAAGAUCUAGGAGGUGGUAUACACGGCACACAGUAUGCAGGUGGAAAUCUAGGGGAAGCUGCACCAUCUGAACCCAUAGGCAAAGCAAUCCGAGGAAAGAAAAGAGAACCCAGUAAUGACUUAGGUGGAAUCAUUUCUGGAACCAUUAACGGAAUCUUCGGAGGUGGUGGUCAUGACUCUAGUGAAGAUUAUUACACGUAUGAGACGGAAUCAUAUUACACGGGUAGCUACGAAACUUACGAGACGGAGUCAUAUGAAACAGGUACUUACGAGACGGAGUCAUAUGACACAGGUACUUAUGAAACAUAUGAGACAGAGUCAUAUGACACAGGCACUUAUGAAACUUACGAGACAGGGUCAUAUGAGACAGGUACUUAUGAAACUUACGAGACAGACUCAUAUGAGACAGGUACUUACGAAACAUAUGAGACAGGCAGCUAUGUAACCGGUGAAUAUGAAACAUAUGAGACCGGAAGCUAUGAAACUGGAGAAUAUGAAACAUACGAGACUGGAUCUUAUGAAACUGGUGAGUAUGAAACAUAUGAGACUCAAAGCUAUGAAACUGGUGAAUAUCAAACCGGCUCCUAUGAAACAGAAAGCUAUAUAACUGGCAGUUACGAGACUGAAAGUUAUGUAACUGGAGAAUCUGGCAGUUAUGUGACUGGAAGCUAUGAAACUGGCGAAUCCGGCAGCUAUGUGACUGGAAGCUAUGAAACUGGCGAAUCUGGUAGCUAUGUGACUGGAAGCUAUGAAACUGGCGAAUCUGGUAGCUAUGUGACUGGAAGCUAUGAAACUGGCGAAUCUGGUAGCUAUGUGACUGGAAGCUAUGAAACUGGCGAAUCCGGCAGCUAUGUGACUGGAAGCUAUGAAACUGGCGAAUCUGGUAGCUAUGUGACUGGAAGCUAUGAAACUGGCGAAUCUGGUAGCUAUGUGACCGGAAGCUAUGAAACAGGCGAAUCUGGUAGCUAUGUGACUGGAAGCUAUGAAACUGGCGAAUCCGGCAGUUAUGUGACUGGAAGCUAUGAAACUGGCGAAUCCGGCAGCUAUGUGACUGGAAGCUAUGAAACUGGCGAAUCUGGUAGCUAUGUGACUGGAAGCUAUGAAACUGGCGAAUCCGGCAGCUAUGUGACUGGAAGCUAUGAAACUGGCGAAUCCGGUAGCUAUGUGACUGGAAGCUAUGAAACUGGCGAAUCUGGUAGCUAUGUGACUGGAAGCUAUGAAACUGGCGAAUCCGGCAGCUAUGUGACUGGAAGCUAUGAAACUGGCGAAUCUGGUAGCUAUGUGACUGGAAGCUAUGAAACUGGCGAAUCUGGUAGCUAUGUGACUGGAAGCUAUGAAACUGGCGAAUCCGGCAGCUAUGUGACUGGAAGCUAUGAAACUGGCGAAUCUGGUAGCUAUGUGACUGGAAGCUAUGAAACUGGCGAAUCUGGUAGCUAUGUGACUGAAAGCUAUGAAACUGGCGAAUCCGGCAGCUAUGUGACUGGAAGCUAUGAAACUGGCGAAUCCGGUAGCUAUGUGACUGGAAGCUAUGAAACUGGCGAAUCUGGUAGCUAUGUGACUGGAAGCUAUGAAACUGGCGAAUCUGGUAGCUAUGUGACUGGAAGCUAUGAAACUGGCGAAUCUGGUAGCUAUGUGACUGGAAGCUAUGAAACUGGCGAAUCCGGCAGCUAUGUGACUGGAAGCUAUGAAACUGGCGAAUCUGGUAGCUAUGUGACUGGAAGCUAUGAAACUGGCGAAUCUGGUAGCUAUGUGACUGGAAGCUAUGAAACUGGCGAAUCCGGCAGCUAUGUGACUGGAAGCUAUGAAACUGGCGAAUCUGGUAGCUAUGUGACUGGAAGCUAUUAUACAGGGAGCUAUUUAACAGAUGAAUAUGCUACUGACGAAUUUGGUACAUAUGAAAGUGCCAGCAGUGAAUAUGUUACCGGAGAGUAUAUGACAGGUGAAUAUGUAAGUGGGGAAUAUGCAACAGGAGAGAUACCAGUCAUCGAAGGUGGUGCAACACCAGGAGCAAUUACCAACCCUGAUGGUAAAUUGGAUAGGGUAAUAUUGCCUGAUGGAUCUGGAGCUGUCCCUGGUACUGUAUCAGGUCCUGAUGGGCAGCCUAUAAAAAUUAUACCUGCAGGUCCUGGUACUCCUCCAGGCGCUAUAAAGGGCCCUGAUGGAAAAAUAUCAAAGAUUAUUGUGCCUCAAGUGCCUUCUCCAAGAUCGGAUGAACCCAAAUUUGUAGGUGGUAAAGGCGUACAACCAGUGAGAAUAGUUACAGCAAAACCAGGCACUACACCAGGAGCUAUUACAGGUCCAAAUGGAAGGUUAAAUAAGCUAGUACUUCCGGAUGGUACAGGUACUACCCCAGGCAUCGUUACUGGUCCUUAUGGUAAGUUCUUGCAAGUUGUGUUACCUGUAGGAGCUGGAUUUACUCCAGGAACUGUUACAGCACCUGGAGGCAAACCAAUUUUAGUGGAACCAGCUCAAUAUGGAACAACUCCAGGAGUUGUUACUGGUUCAAAUGGAAAUAUUAAAAAGUUGAUAGUACCUCAUGCACCAACACCUGGUCCUCAAAGACCUAGUACUAUAAGAGGUCCAGACGGAAGACCAUUAAUCAUCAUCCCAGGCGGUCCAACACCUGGAGCUGUGACAGGUCCAGAUGGUAACAUAAAACGAAUCAUAUACCCAGAAGGUGCCGGAACAACCCCCGGUACAGCUAAAGGUCCUGAUGGCAACCCAAUUCAAAUCGUACCGGAGAGCCCUGGUACUACUCCCGGUGCCAUAACUGGUCCCGAUGGUAAAAUCUCAAAAAUUGUGUUGCCAACACCUGGUCCCAGAGGUAUUAUAACAGGUCCAAAGGGCCAACCUAUAAAAAUUGCCCCUGGAGCUAAUGUAAAAGCACCAAAAGCCGUUAUAAGUUCUGGCGGUAAUUUAAAAAAAAUUCUACUACCUAAAGGAUCUGGAAACACACCAGGUUCAGUUCGUGGUCCUGACGGAAAUCCAAUUCAAAUAAUACCAGCUGGUCCAGGGACAACACCAGGAGCAGUGACCGAUCCUAAUGGAAAGCUUUCAAAAAUUAUUAUACCAACACCUGGACCAGUUGGACGAACAGUUGUACGAGGACCUAAUGAUCAACCAAUAUUACUUGAACCUGAAGGAUCAACACCUGGAGCUGUUACUGGGCCAGAUGGAAAAAUUUCUAAAAUUGUCUUACCCGUUCAAUCCAGUGAAGCAACUAGUACCAUUUCUGGGCCAGACGGUGAACCAAUACAUGUUGUACCUGCUGGUAAGGGUACUACUCCUGGAGCAGUUACUGGUCCUGAUGGAAAAAUUAAGGAAAUUAUCAUUCCAACCCCUGGACCUGAAGGAACUAUUCGAGGCCCUAGUGGUCGACCAAUACAAAUUAUUCCUGAACAGCCUGGUACAACACCCGGAACAGUGACAGAUCCUGACGGCAAUAUUGUAAGAGUUGUUGUUCCUGAAGGGUCAAACACAACACCUGGUACUGUAAGAGGUCCUGACGGACAGCCUAUUAAAAUUAUUCCUGAAAGCCCAGGAACGACACCAGGUACCGUAACUGGGCCUGAUGGUCAAAUAAAUCAAAUAAUUGUACCAACUGGACCUCCACGACCAGGGUCAGGAACUUAUACUUUAGAAGGACCAAGUGGGGAAGUUAUAGAACUCAUACCAAGUGGCCUUACACCUGGUUAUAUAACAGGUCCAAAAGGUAAACCUAUACGUGUAGUACCAGCUGAUCCAGGAACAACUCCUGGCAUCCAUACAGAUCGUCACGGAGUGAUUUCAAAAAUUGCUGUUCCUCAAGGAACGACUCCCAACUUACGGACAGUAAAAGGUCCCGAUGGACAAAAAGUCCUACUUAUACCAAAUGGACCUACGCCAGGAACAGUGACUGGUCCUGAUGGAAAUGUAUUGCGCUUUAUAUUACCUGAAGGAGCAGGCAUUACACCUUCGAUGGUUAAAGGACCUGAGGGUCAGCAAAUACCUAUUGUUCCUGAAGGGCCAGGAACUACACCAGGCAUAGUAACCGCUCCAGAUGGUAGAGUAAUUGAAAUAAUUGUACCAACACCUCCUCCUCUCGGAGCUGUAAAGGACCCAGAUAGCAGACCAAUAGAAUUCUUCGUUGGAGGCCCAAGUAAUAGACCACAAGCUAUAACUGCCCCCGAUGGUAAUUUGGCUUAUAUUUUACCUUAUGGUUCAGAUACGACACCAGGAACUGCAGAAGGACCAGAUGGUAAACCUGUGCAAUUAGAGCCUGCAGGCCCAGGUACAACUCCAGGUGUUGUGACAGGACCUGACGGGCAGCCGUCCAAAAUAGUUUUUCCAACUGAUGGUCCAAGAGGAAGUGUACCACAAGGUCCUGGAAAGAAACCAAUCCAAAUUUUGAGAGGAGGUCCUGGAACAACACCUGCAACUAUAACUGACCCUGACGGAAAUAUAAUUAGAUUGAUUUUACCUGAAGAAGCAGCUACAACUCCAGGUUCCGUUGAAGGACCUGAUGGACAACCUAUUCACAUUGAACCAGCUGGUCCAGGCACUACUCCUGGAGUAGUCACAGAUUCUGAUGGGCAUAUUAGGAAGAUAAUUGUUCCUGUACCUGGACCUCAAGGAAUUGUAAAAGGACCAGGAGGUCAUCCAAUACAAAUUGUGCCUGGCGGACGCGGUAGCACUCCACAAGUCUUGACUGAUGAUGAUGGAAACUUGGAUAGGAUAAUUAUGCCAGGUGGAGGAGCAGGAACCACUCCUGGUUCUGUUACAGGGCCCGAUGGGAAGCCUAUAAAACUUAUUCCGGAAAGCCCGGGAACGACACCAGGUGUAGUAACAGGACCCGAUGGUGAUAUACAAAAAAUUGUCGUACCAAAAGGGCCAACUACAACAACCAAAGGUCCUGGUAGUUUAUUAAUUGGUCUUGGUAGUACUCCUGGAAAGACCAGUAUUGAAGGACCAGAUGGAAAGCCAAUAAAAAUAAUCCCUGUAGGCGAGGGAACAACUCCCGGAGUCAUAACAGAUAAGCAUGGAAAACCAAAAGAAAUUUACGUUCCAAAGGGCUCAUUCACAACUCCAGGAAAAAUUCGAGGACCCCACGGCAAACCUAUUCAUAUUAUUCCGGCAGGACCAGGAACAACACCAGGAGCUAAAACAGAUCCGCAGGGAAAUAUCAAUAAAGUAAUUAUACCAACAACACCAGAUGCUCCUGGAUCACCAGAAGGAACACCAGGAAGUCCCAAUGGUCCUGGGCGUCAAAAACCUGGAAUAGGUGGUCCACAAGGAAAGCCAAUACAAAUUGUACCUGCUGGACCUGGUACAACACCUGGAACAGUAACGGGCCCAGAUGGUCAGCCUGUAAGGUUUAUUGUCCCUAAUGGAGCAUUCAUGACCCCAGGUUCAAUACCUGGACCUGAUGGAAGACCAAUCCAUGUUGAACCAGCAGGACCAGGAACCACACCAGGUGCUGAAACUGGACCCGAUGGAAACAUAAAUAAAAUAAUAUUACCAACUACACCAUUCAGACCAUCACCUGAACCUCCAACAACAACAACUAAAAUUGAAGGACCUCAGGGAAAACCAAUCCUAAUACUUCCUGCUGGUCCAGGAACAACACCAGGAACAGUUACUGGCCCAGACGGAAAACCUACAAAGUUCAUCGUGCCACUUGGUGCUUUUACUACACCAGGUUCUAUACAGGGACCUGAUGGCAAACCAAUCCAUGUUGAACCAGCAGGACCUGGCACCACUCCGGGAACGAUAACAGAUUCUAAAGGCAACGUAAAAGAGAUAAUACUUCCUACAACACCAAAAGGACAGCAGUUUUACUUUCCACCAACCCCAAGACCAACUCCAACCCCUGUCACGGGAACUGAAGGAAAACCAAUACAAAUUAUACCAGCAGGACCUGGUACAACACCUGGAACCGUCACAGGGUCUGACGGCAAACCUACUAAAUUCAUCGUGCCUACGGGUGCUUUUACAACACCCGGAUCAAUCCCUGGGCCAGAUGGCCGACCAAUUCAUGUUGAACCUGCAGGGCCAGGUACAACUCCGGGGGCUCAGACUGGGCCGGAUGGUAAAAUAAACAGAAUUUUCCUUCCAUCUACACCUAAAGAUGCAGGUGGACCAGGAAUAAAUUUCGGAACACCAGCUACUACACCAACACCAAUUCCGGGACCAAAAGGCAGGCCUAUUCAGAUUGUACCAGCUGGACCAGGUACAACACCUGGAACAAUCACGGGACCGGAUGGCAAGCCAACAAAAUUUAUAAUUCCAUUAGGUGCUUUCACAACACCUGGCUCAAUACCUGGUCCGGACGGUAGACCAAUUCACGUUGAGCCAGCAGGACCAGGAACAACACCAGGAGCUGAAACAGGUCCAGAUGGUAAAAUAAACAAAAUCAUUGUUCCGACAACACCUAAAGGCCCAGGAGGACCAGGAUUCAAUUUCGGAACGCCAGCCACAACACCAACUCCUGUUCCAGGACCAGAAGGAAGGCCAAUACAGAUAGUUCCAGCUGGACCCGGUACUACACCAGGAACAGUGACUGGACCAGAUGGCAAACCGAUUAAAUUUAUAAUUCCUUUAGGCGCUUUCACAACACCUGGUUCAAUACCUGGUCCAGACGGUAGACCUAUUCACGUAGAGCCAGCAGGACCAGGAACGACACCAGGAGCAGAAACAGGUCCUGAUGGCAAAAUCAACAAAAUCAUUGUUCCGACAACACCUAAGGGGCCAGGAGGACCCGGAUACAAUUUCGGAACACCAGCAACAACACCUACUCCUGUUCCAGGACCAGAAGGAAAACCAAUACAGAUAGUUCCAGCUGGACCCGGUACUACUCCAGGAACAGUCACUGGACCAGAUGGUAAACCGACUAAAUUUAUUAUUCCUUUAGGAGCGUUUACAACGCCAGGUUCAAUACCUGGCCCAGAUGGCAGACCAAUUCAUGUUCAGCCAGCAGGACCAGGAACAACUCCUGGAGCCGAGACUGGACCUGAUGGUAAAAUAAAUAAAAUUAUUGUUCCAACAACCCCUAAAAGCCCCGAAGGACCUGGCGGACAACCUAUGUAUCCUUUCGGACCAGGAAACCCAUACGGACCUGGAGAACAAACGACAACAACACCAAUUCCAGGACCGGACGGUAAACCACUUCAGAUUGAGCCAGCUGGACCAGGUACCACUCCAGGAACAGUGACAGGACCUGACGGAAAACCGAAGAAAUUCGUCGUCCCCAAAGGAGCAUUCACUACACCAGGAUCAAUUCCCGGACCCGAUGGCAAACCAAUCCAUGUUGAGCCUGCUGGUCCCGGAACCACUCCUGGCGCUCAGACUGGACCUGACGGCAAAAUAAACAAAAUUAUUGUUCCAACCACUACGACACCCAAAGGCCCAGUAGGACCCGGAGGUAUGCCAUUAUCUCCAUAUUAUCCUCAGGGACCUGGAGGUCAACCUAUGUAUCCUUUCGGACCGGGAAGCCCAUACGGACCUGGAGAACAAACGACAACAACACCAAUUCCAGGACCGGACGGUAAACCACUUCAAAUUGAGCCAGCUGGACCAGGUACAACACCAGGAACAGUGACAGGACCUGACGGAAAACCGAAGAAAUUCGUCCUCCCCAAAGGAGCAUUCACUACACCAGGAUCAAUCCCCGGACCCGAUGGCAAACCAAUCCAUGUUGAGCCUGCUGGUCCCGGAACCACUCCUGGCGCUCAGACUGGACCUGACGGCAAAAUAAACAAACUUGUUGUCCCAACCACUACAACACCCAAAGGCCCAGUAGGACCCGGAGGUAUGCCAUUAUCUCCAUAUUAUCCUCAGGGACCUGGAGGUCAACCUAUGUAUCCUUUCGGACCAGGAAGCCCAUACGGACCUGGAGAACAAACGACAACAACACCAAUUCCAGGACCAGACGGUAAACCACUACAGAUUGAGCCAGCUGGACCAGGUACCACUCCAGGAACAGUGACAGGACCUGACGGAAAACCGAAGAAAUUCGUCCUCCCCAAAGGAGCAUUCACUACACCAGGAUCAAUCCCCGGACCCGAUGGCAAACCAAUCCAUGUUGAGCCUGCUGGUCCCGGAACCACUCCUGGCGCUCAGACUGGACCUGACGGCAAAAUAAACAAACUUGUUGUCCCAACCACUACAACACCCAAAGGCCCAGUAGGACCCGGAGGUAUGCCAUUAUCUCCAUAUUAUCCUCAGGGACCUGGAGGUCAACCUAUGUAUCCUUUCGGACCAGGAAGCCCAUACGGACCUGGAGAACAAACGACAACAACACCAAUUCCAGGACCAGACGGUAAACCACUACAGAUUGAGCCAGCUGGACCAGGCACCACUCCAGGAACAGUGACAGGACCUGACGGAAAACCGAAGAAAUUCGUCCUCCCCAAAGGAGCAUUCACUACACCAGGAUCAAUCCCCGGACCCGAUGGCAAACCAAUCCAUGUUGAGCCUGCUGGUCCCGGAACCACUCCUGGCGCUCAGACUGGACCUGACGGCAAAAUAAACAAACUUGUUGUCCCAACCACUACAACACCCAAAGGCCCAGUAGGACCCGGAGGUAUGCCAUUAUCUCCAUAUUAUCCUCAGGGACCUGGAGGUCAACCUAUGUAUCCUUUCGGACCAGGAAGCCCAUACGGACCUGGAGAACAAACGACAACAACACCAAUUCCAGGACCAGACGGUAAACCACUACAGAUUGAGCCAGCUGGACCAGGCACCACUCCAGGAACAGUGACAGGACCUGACGGAAAACCGAAGAAAUUCGUCCUCCCCAAAGGAGCAUUCACUACACCAGGAUCAAUCCCCGGACCCGAUGGCAAACCAAUCCAUGUUGAGCCUGCUGGUCCCGGAACCACUCCUGGCGCUCAGACUGGACCUGACGGCAAAAUAAACAAACUUGUUGUCCCAACCACUACAACACCCAAAGGCCCAGUAGGACCCGGAGGUAUGCCAUUAUCUCCAUAUUAUCCUCAGGGACCUGGAGGUCAACCUAUGUAUCCUUUCGGACCAGGAAGCCCAUACGGACCUGGAGAACAAACGACAACAACACCAAUUCCAGGACCAGACGGUAAACCACUACAGAUUGAGCCAGCUGGACCAGGCACCACUCCAGGAACAGUGACAGGACCUGACGGAAAACCGAAGAAAUUCGUCCUCCCCAAAGGAGCAUUCACUACACCAGGAUCAAUCCCCGGACCCGAUGGCAAACCAAUCCAUGUUGAGCCUGCUGGUCCCGGAACCACUCCUGGCGCUCAGACUGGACCUGACGGCAAAAUAAACAAACUUGUUGUCCCAACCACUACAACACCCAAAGGCCCAGUAGGACCCGGAGGUAUGCCAUUAUCUCCAUAUUAUCCUCAGGGACCUGGAGGUCAACCUAUGUAUCCUUUCGGACCAGGAAGCCCAUACGGACCUGGAGAACAAACGACAACAACACCAAUUCCAGGACCAGACGGUAAACCACUACAGAUUGAGCCAGCUGGACCAGGUACCACUCCAGGAACAGUGACAGGACCUGACGGAAAACCGAAGAAAUUCGUCCUCCCCAAAGGAGCAUUCACUACACCAGGAUCAAUCCCCGGACCCGAUGGCAAACCAAUCCAUGUUGAGCCUGCUGGUCCCGGAACCACUCCUGGCGCUCAGACUGGACCUGACGGCAAAAUAAACAAACUUGUUGUCCCAACCACUACAACACCCAAAGGCCCAGUAGGACCCGGAGGUAUGCCAUUAUCUCCAUAUUAUCCUCAGGGACCUGGAGGUCAACCUAUGUAUCCUUUCGGACCAGGAAGCCCAUACGGACCUGGAGAACAAACGACAACAACACCAAUUCCAGGACCAGACGGUAAACCACUACAGAUUGAGCCAGCUGGACCAGGUACCACUCCAGGAACAGUGACAGGACCUGACGGAAAACCGAAGAAAUUCGUCCUCCCCAAAGGAGCAUUCACUACACCAGGAUCAAUCCCCGGACCCGAUGGCAAACCAAUCCAUGUUGAGCCUGCUGGUCCCGGAACCACUCCUGGCGCUCAGACUGGACCUGACGGCAAAAUAAACAAACUUGUUGUCCCAACCACUACAACACCCAAAGGCCCAGUAGGACCCGGAGGUAUGCCAUUAUCUCCAUAUUAUCCUCAGGGACCUGGAGGUCAACCUAUGUAUCCUUUCGGACCAGGAAGCCCAUACGGACCUGGAGAACAAACGACAACAACACCAAUUCCAGGACCAGACGGUAAACCACUACAGAUUGAGCCAGCUGGACCAGGCACCACUCCAGGAACAGUGACAGGACCUGACGGAAAACCGAAGAAAUUCGUCCUCCCCAAAGGAGCAUUCACUACACCAGGAUCAAUCCCCGGACCCGAUGGCAAACCAAUCCAUGUUGAGCCUGCUGGUCCCGGAACCACUCCUGGCGCUCAGACUGGACCUGACGGCAAAAUAAACAAACUUGUUGUCCCAACCACUACAACACCCAAAGGCCCAGUAGGACCCGGAGGUAUGCCAUUAUCUCCAUAUUAUCCUCAGGGACCUGGAGGUCAACCUAUGUAUCCUUUCGGACCAGGAAGCCCAUACGGACCUGGAGAACAAACGACAACAACACCAAUUCCAGGACCAGACGGUAAACCACUACAGAUUGAGCCAGCUGGACCAGGUACCACUCCAGGAACAGUGACAGGACCUGACGGAAAACCGAAGAAAUUCGUCCUCCCCAAAGGAGCAUUCACUACACCAGGAUCAAUCCCCGGACCCGAUGGCAAACCAAUCCAUGUUGAGCCUGCUGGUCCCGGAACCACUCCUGGCGCUCAGACUGGACCUGACGGCAAAAUAAACAAACUUGUUGUCCCAACCACUACAACACCCAAAGGCCCAGUAGGACCCGGAGGUCAACCUAUGUAUCCUUUCGGACCAGGAAGCCCAUACGGACCUGGAGAACAAACGACAACAACACCAAUUCCAGGACCAGACGGUAAACCACUACAGAUUGAGCCAGCUGGACCAGGUACCACUCCAGGAACAGUGACAGGACCCGACGGAAAACCGAAUAAAUUCGUCCUCCCCAAAGGAGCAUUCACUACACCAGGAUCAAUCCCCGGACCCGAUGGCAAACCAAUCCAUGUUGAGCCUGCUGGUCCCGGAACCACACCUGGCGCUCAGACUGGACCUGACGGCAAAAUCAACAAACUUGUAGUCCCAACAACUACAACACCCAAAGGCCCGCUAGGACCCGGAGGUCAACCUAUGUAUCCUUCCGGACCCCAAGGACCUGGAGGACAGACAACAACGACACCAAUUCCAGGACCUGAUGGUAAACCACUACAGAUUGAGCCAGCUGGACCAGGUACCACUCCAGGAACAGUGACAGGACCCGACGGAAAACCGAAUAAAUUCGUCCUCCCCAAAGGAGCAUUCACUACACCAGGAUCAAUCCCCGGACCCGAUGGCAAACCAAUCCAUGUUGAGCCUGCUGGUCCCGGAACUACACCUGGCGCUCAGACUGGACCUGACGGCAAAAUCAACAAACUUGUAGUCCCAACAACUACAACACCCAAAGGCCCGCUAGGACUCGGAGGUCAACCUAUGUAUCCUUCCGGACCCCAAGGACCUGGAGGACAGACAACAACGACACCAAUUCCAGGACCUGACGGUAAACCACUACAGAUUGAGCCAGCUGGACCAGGUACCACUCCAGGAACAGUGACAGGACCCGACGGAAAACCGAAUAAAUUCGUCCUCCCCAAAGGAGCAUUCACUACACCAGGAUCAAUCCCCGGACCCGAUGGCAAACCAAUCCAUGUUGAGCCUGCUGGUCCCGGAACCACACCUGGCGCUCAGACUGGACCUGACGGCAAAAUCAACAAACUUGUAGUCCCAACAACUACAACACCCAAAAGCCCGCUAGGACCCGGAGGUCAACCUAUGUAUCCUUCCGGACCCCAAGGACCUGCAGGACAGACAACAACGACACCAAUUCCAGGACCUGACGGUAAACCACUACAGAUUGAGCCAGCUGGACCAGGUACCACUCCAGGAACAGUGACAGGACCCGACGGAAAACCGAAUAAAUUCGUCCUCCCCAAAGGAGCAUUCACUACACCAGGAUCAAUCCCCGGACCCGAUGGCAAACCAAUCCAUGUUGAGCCUGCUGGUCCCGGAACCACACCUGGCGCUCAGACUGGACCUGACGGCAAAAUCAACAAACUUGUAGUCCCAACAACUACAACACCCAAAGGCCCGCUAGGACCCGGAGGUCAACCUAUGUAUCCUUCCGGACCCCAAGGACCUGGAGGACAGACAACAACGACACCAAUUCCAGGACCUGACGGUAAACCACUACAGAUUGAGCCAGCUGGACCCGGUACCACUCCAGGAACAGUGACAGGACCCGACGGAAAACCGAAUAAAUUCGUCCUCCCCAAAGGAGCAUUCACUACACCAGGAUCAAUCCCCGGACCCGAUGGCAAACCAAUCCAUGUUGAGCCUGCUGGUCCCGGAACCACACCUGGCGCUCAGACUGGACCUGACGGCAAAAUCAACAAAAUUGUAGUCCCAACAACUACAACACCCAAAGGCCCGCUAGGACCCGGAGGUCAACCUAUGUAUCCUUCCGGACCCCAAGGACCUGGAGGACAGACAACAACGACACCAAUUCCAGGACCUGACGGUAAACCACUACAGAUUGAGCCAGCUGGACCAGGUACCACUCCAGGAACAGUGACAGGACCCGACGGAAAACCGAAUAAAUUCGUCCUCCCCAAAGGAGCAUUCACUACACCAGGAUCAAUCCCCGGACCCGAUGGCAAACCAAUCCAUGUUGAGCCUGCUGGUCCCGGAACCACACCUGGCGCUCAGACUGGACCUGACGGCAAAAUCAACAAACUUGUAGUCCCAACAACUACAACACCCAAAGGCCCGCUAGGACCCGGAGGUCAACCUAUGUAUCCUUCCGGACCCCAAGGACCUGGAGGACAGACAACAACGACACCAAUUCCAGGACCUGACGGUAAACCACUACAGAUUGAGCCAGCUGGACCAGGUACCACUCCAGGAACAGUGACAGGACCCGACGGAAAACCGAAUAAAUUCGUCCUCCCCAAAGGAGCAUUCACUACACCAGGAUCAAUCCCCGGACCCGAUGGCAAACCAAUCCAUGUUGAGCCUGCUGGUCCCGGAACCACACCUGGCGCUCAGACUGGACCUGACGGCAAAAUCAACAAACUUGUAGUCCCAACAACUACAACACCCAAAGGCCCGCUAGGACCCGGAGGUCAACCUAUGUAUCCUUCCGGACCCCAAGGACCUGGAGGACAGACAACAACGACACCAAUUCCAGGACCUGACGGUAAACCACUACAGAUUGAGCCAGCUGGACCAGGUACCACUCCAGGAACAGUGACAGGACCCGACGGAAAACCGAAUAAAUUCGUCCUCCCCAAAGGAGCAUUCACUACACCAGGAUCAAUCCCCGGACCCGAUGGCAAACCAAUCCAUGUUGAGCCUGCUGGUCCCGGAACCACACCUGGCGCUCAGACUGGACCUGACGGCAAAAUCAACAAACUUGUAGUCCCAACAACUACAACACCCAAAGGCCCGCUAGGACCCGGAGGUCAACCUAUGUAUCCUUCCGGACCCCAAGGACCUGGAGGACAGACAACAACGACACCAAUUCCAGGACCUGACGGUAAACCACUACAGAUUGAGCCAGCUGGACCAGGUACCACUCCAGGAACAGUGACAGGACCCGACGGAAAACCGAAUAAAUUCGUCCUCCCCAAAGGAGCAUUCACUACACCAGGAUCAAUCCCCGGACCCGAUGGCAAACCAAUCCAUGUUGAGCCUGCUGGUCCCGGAACCACACCUGGCGCUCAGACUGGACCUGACGGCAAAAUCAACAAACUUGUAGUCCCAACAACUACAACACCCAAAGGCCCGCUAGGACCCGGAGGUCAACCUAUGUAUCCUUCCGGACCCCAAGGACCUGGAGGACAGACAACAACGACACCAAUUCCAGGACCUGACGGUAAACCACUACAGAUUGAGCCAGCUGGACCAGGUACCACUCCAGGAACAGUGACAGGACCCGACGGAAAACCGAAUAAAUUCGUCCUCCCCAAAGGAGCAUUCACUACACCAGGAUCAAUCCCCGGACCCGAUGGCAAACCAAUCCAUGUUGAGCCUGCUGGUCCCGGAACCACACCUGGCGCUCAGACUGGACCUGACGGCAAAAUCAACAAACUUGUAGUCCCAACAACUACAACACCCAAAGGCCCGCUAGGACCCGGAGGUCAACCUAUGUAUCCUUCCGGACCCCAAGGACCUGGAGGACAGACAACAACGACACCAAUUCCAGGACCUGACGGUAAACCACUACAGAUUGAGCCAGCUGGACCAGGUACCACUCCAGGAACAGUGACAGGACCCAACGGAAAACCGAAUAAAUUCGUCCUCCCCAAAGGAGCAUUCACUACACCAGGAUCAAUCCCCGGACCCGAUGGCAAACCAAUCCAUGUUGAGCCUGCUGGUCCCGGAACCACACCUGGCGCUCAGACUGGACCUGACGGCAAAAUCAACAAACUUGUAGUCCCAACAACUACAACACCCAAAGGCCCGCUAGGACCCGGAGGUCAACCUAUGUAUCCUUCCGGACCCCAAGGACCUGGAGGACAGACAACAACGACACCAAUUCCAGGACCUGACGGUAAACCACUACAGAUUGAGCCAGCUGGACCAGGUACCACUCCAGGAACAGUGACAGGACCCGACGGAAAACCGAAUAAAUUCGUCCUCCCCAAAGGAGCAUUCACUACACCAGGAUCAAUCCCCGGACCCGAUGGCAAACCAAUCCAUGUUGAGCCUGCUGGUCCCGGAACCACACCUGGCGCUCAGACUGGACCUGACGGCAAAAUCAACAAACUUGUAGUCCCAACAACUACAACACCCAAAGGCCCGCUAGGACCCGGAGGUCAACCUAUGUAUCCUUCCGGACCCCAAGGACCUGGAGGACAGACAACAACGACACCAAUUCCAGGACCUGACGGUAAACCACUACAGAUUGAGCCAGCUGGACCAGGUACCACUCCAGGAACAGUGACAGGACCCGACGGAAAACCGAAUAAAUUCGUCCUCCCCAAAGGAGCAUUCACUACACCAGGAUCAAUCCCCGGACCCGAUGGCAAACCAAUCCAUGUUGAGCCUGCUGGUCCCGGAACCACACCUGGCGCUCAGACUGGACCUGACGGCAAAAUCAACAAACUUGUAGUCCCAACAACUACAACACCCAAAGGCCCGCUAGGACCCGGAGGUCAACCUAUGUAUCCUUCCGGACCCCAAGGACCUGGAGGACAGACAACAACGACACCAAUUCCAGGACCUGACGGUAAACCACUACAGAUUGAGCCAGCUGGACCAGGUACCACUCCAGGAACAGUGACAGGACCCGACGGAAAACCGAAUAAAUUCGUCCUCCCCAAAGGAGCAUUCACUACACCAGGAUCAAUCCCCGGACCCGAUGGCAAACCAAUCCAUGUUGAGCCUGCUGGUCCCGGAACCACACCUGGCGCUCAGACUGGACCUGACGGCAAAAUCAACAAACUUGUAGUCCCAACAACUACAACACCCAAAGGCCCGCUAGGACCCGGAGGUCAACCUAUGUAUCCUUCCGGACCCCAAGGACCUGGAGGACAGACAACAACGACACCAAUUCCAGGACCUGACGGUAAACCACUACAGAUUGAGCCAGCUGGACCAGGUACCACUCCAGGAACAGUGACAGGACCCGACGGAAAACCGAAUAAAUUCGUCCUCCCCAAAGGAGCAUUCACUACACCAGGAUCAAUCCCCGGACCCGAUGGCAAACCAAUCCAUGUUGAGCCUGCUGGUCCCGGAACCACACCUGGCGCUCAGACUGGACCUGACGGCAAAAUCAACAAACUUGUAGUCCCAACAACUACAACACCCAAAGGCCCGCUAGGACCCGGAGGUCAACCUAUGUAUCCUUCCGGACCCCAAGGACCUGGAGGACAGACAACAACGACACCAAUUCCAGGACCUGACGGUAAACCACUACAGAUUGAGCCAGCUGGACCAGGUACCACUCCAGGAACAGUGACAGGACCCGACGGAAAACCGAAUAAAUUCGUCCUCCCCAAAGGAGCAUUCACUACACCAGGAUCAAUCCCCGGACCCGAUGGCAAACCAAUCCAUGUUGAGCCUGCUGGUCCCGGAACCACACCUGGCGCUCAGACUGGACCUGACGGCAAAAUCAACAAACUUGUAGUCCCAACAACUACAACACCCAAAGGCCCGCUAGGACCCGGAGGUCAACCUAUGUAUCCUUUCGGACCCCAAGGACCUGGAGGACAGACAACAACGACACCAAUUCCAGGACCUGACGGUAAACCACUACAGAUUGAGCCAGCUGGACCAGGUACCACUCCAGGAACAGUGACAGGACCCGACGGAAAACCGAAUAAAUUCGUCCUCCCCAAAGGAGCAUUCACUACACCAGGAUCAAUCCCCGGACCCGAUGGCAAACCAAUCCAUGUUGAGCCUGCUGGUCCCGGAACCACACCUGGCGCUCAGACUGGACCUGACGGCAAAAUCAACAAACUUGUAGUCCCAACAACUACAACACCCAAAGGCCCGCUAGGACCCGGAGGUCAACCUAUGUAUCCUUCCGGACCCCAAGGACCUGGAGGACAGACAACAACGACACCAAUUCCAGGACCUGACGGUAAACCACUACAGAUUGAGCCAGCUGGACCAGGUACCACUCCAGGAACAGUGACAGGACCCGACGGAAAACCGAAUAAAUUCGUCCUCCCCAAAGGAGCAUUCACUACACCAGGAUCAAUCCCCGGACCCGAUGGCAAACCAAUCUAUGUUGAGCCUGCUGGUCCCGGAACCACACCUGGCGCUCAGACUGGACCUGACGGCAAAAUCAACAAACUUGUAGUCCCAACAACUACAACACCCAAAGGCCCGCUAGGACCCGGAGGUCAACCUAUGUAUCCUUCCGGACCCCAAGGACCUGGAGGACAGACAACAACGACACCAAUUCCAGGACCUGACGGUAAACCACUACAGAUUGAGCCAGCUGGACCAGGUACCACUCCAGGAACAGUGACAGGACCCGACGGAAAACCGAAUAAAUUCGUCCUCCCCAAAGGAGCAUUCACUACACCAGGAUCAAUCCCCGGACCCGAUGGCAAACCAAUCCAUGUUGAGCCUGCUGGUCCCGGAACCACACCUGGCGCUCAGACUGGACCUGACGGCAAAAUCAACAAACUUGUAGUCCCAACAACUACAACACCCAAAGGCCCGCUAGGACCCGGAGGUCAACCUAUGUAUCCUUCCGGACCCCAAGGACCUGGAGGACAGACAACAACGACACCAAUUCCAGGACCUGACGGUAAACCACUACAGAUUGAGCCAGCUGGACCAGGUACCACUCCAGGAACAGUGACAGGACCCGACGGAAAACCGAAUAAAUUCGUCCUCCCCAAAGGAGCAUUCACUACACCAGGAUCAAUCCCCGGACCCGAUGGCAAACCAAUCCAUGUUGAGCCUGCUGGUCCCGGAACCACACCUGGCGCUCAGACUGGACCUGACGGCAAAAUCAACAAACUUGUAGUCCCAACAACUACAACACCCAAAGGCCCGCUAGGACCCGGAGGUCAACCUAUGUAUCCUUCCGGACCCCAAGGACCUGGAGGACAGACAACAACGACACCAAUUCCAGGACCUGACGGUAAACCACUACAGAUUGAGCCAGCUGGACCAGGUACCACUCCAGGAACAGUGACAGGACCCGACGGAAAACCGAAUAAAUUCGUCCUCCCCAAAGGAGCAUUCACUACACCAGGAUCAAUCCCCGGACCCGAUGGCAAACCAAUCCAUGUUGAGCCUGCUGGUCCCGGAACCACACCUGGCGCUCAGACUGGACCUGACGGCAAAAUCAACAAACUUGUAGUCCCAACAACUACAACACCCAAAGGCCCGCUAGGACCCGGAGGUCAACCUAUGUAUCCUUCCGGACCCCAAGGACCUGGAGGACAGACAACAACGACACCAAUUCCAGGACCUGACGGUAAACCACUACAGAUUGAGCCAGCUGGACCAGGUACCACUCCAGGAACAGUGACAGGACCCGACGGAAAACCGAAUAAAUUCGUCCUCCCCAAAGGAGCAUUCACUACACCAGGAUCAAUCCCCGGACCCGAUGGCAAACCAAUCCAUGUUGAGCCUGCUGGUCCCGGAACCACACCUGGCGCUCAGACUGGACCUGACGGCAAAAUCAACAAACUUGUAGUCCCAACAACUACAACACCCAAAGGCCCGCUAGGACCCGGAGGUCAACCUAUGUAUCCUUCCGGACCCCAAGGACCUGGAGGACAGACAACAACGACACCAAUUCCAGGACCUGACGGUAAACCACUACAGAUUGAGCCAGCUGGACCAGGUACCACUCCAGGAACAGUGACAGGACCCGACGGAAAACCGAAUAAAUUCGUCCUCCCCAAAGGAGCAUUCACUACACCAGGAUCAAUCCCCGGACCCGAUGGCAAACCAAUCCAUGUUGAGCCUGCUGGUCCCGGAACCACACCUGGCGCUCAGACUGGACCUGACGGCAAAAUCAACAAACUUGUAGUCCCAACAACUACAACACCCAAAGGCCCGCUAGGACCCGGAGGUCAACCUAUGUAUCCUUCCGGACCCCAAGGACCUGGAGGACAGACAACAACGACACCAAUUCCAGGACCUGACGGUAAACCACUACAGAUUGAGCCAGCUGGACCAGGUACCACUCCAGGAACAGUGACAGGACCCGACGGAAAACCGAAUAAAUUCGUCCUCCCCAAAGGAGCAUUCACUACACCAGGAUCAAUCCCCGGACCCGAUGGCAAACCAAUCCAUGUUGAGCCUGCUGGUCCCGGAACCACACCUGGCGCUCAGACUGGACCUGACGGCAAAAUCAACAAACUUGUAGUCCCAACAACUACAACACCCAAAGGCCCGCUAGGACCCGGAGGUCAACCUAUGUAUCCUUCCGGACCCCAAGGACCUGGAGGACAGACAACAACGACACCAAUUCCAGGACCUGACGGUAAACCACUACAGAUUGAGCCAGCUGGACCAGGUACCACUCCAGGAACAGUGACAGGACCCGACGGAAAACCGAAUAAAUUCGUCCUCCCCAAAGGAGCAUUCACUACACCAGGAUCAAUCCCCGGACCCGAUGGCAAACCAAUCCAUGUUGAGCCUGCUGGUCCCGGAACCACACCUGGCACUCAGACUGGACCUGACGGCAAAAUCAACAAACUUGUAGUCCCAACAACUACAACACCCAAAGGCCCGCUAGGACCCGGAGGUCAACCUAUGUAUCCUUCCGGACCCCAAGGACCUGGAGGACAGACAACAACGACACCAAUUCCAGGACCUGACGGUAAACCACUACAGAUUGAGCCAGCAGGACCUGGUACCACUCCAGGAACAGUGACAGGACCCGACGGAAAACCGAAUAAAUUCGUCCUUCCCAAAGGAGCAUUCACUACACCAGGAUCAAUCCCCGGACCCGAUGGCAAACCAAUCCAUGUUGAGCCUGCUGGUCCCGGAACCACUCCUGGCGCUCAGACCGGACCUGACGGUAAAAUUAACAAACUUGUUGUCCCAACCACUACAACAACCAAAGGCCCGCUAGGACCCGGAGGUCAACCUAUGUAUCCUUCCGGACCCCAAGGACCUGGAGGACAGACAACAACGACACCAAUUCCAGGACCUGACGGUAAACCACUACAGAUUGAGCCAGCUGGACCAGGUACCACUCCAGGAACAGUGACAGGACCCGACGGAAAACCGAAUAAAUUCGUCCUCCCCAAAGGAGCAUUCACUACACCAGGAUCAAUCCCCGGACCCGAUGGCAAACCAAUCCAUGUUGAGCCUGCUGGUCCCGGAACCACACCUGGCGCUCAGACUGGACCUGACGGCAAAAUCAACAAACUUGUAGUCCCAACAACUACAACACCCAAAGGCCCGCUAGGACCCGGAGGUCAACCUAUGUAUCCUUCCGGACCCCAAGGACCUGGAGGACAGACAACAACGACACCAAUUCCAGGACCUGACGGUAAACCACUACAGAUUGAGCCAGCUGGACCAGGUACCACUCCAGGAACAGUGACAGGACCCGACGGAAAACCGAAUAAAUUCGUCCUCCCCAAAGGAGCAUUCACUACACCAGGAUCAAUCCCCGGACCCGAUGGCAAACCAAUCCAUGUUGAGCCUGCUGGUCCCGGAACCACACCUGGCGCUCAGACUGGACCUGACGGCAAAAUCAACAAACUUGUAGUCCCAACAACUACAACACCCAAAGGCCCACUAGGACCCGGAGGUCAACCUAUGUAUCCUUCCGGACCCCAAGGACCUGGAGGACAGACAACAACGACACCAAUUCCAGGACCUGACGGUAAACCACUACAGAUUGAGCCAGCAGGACCUGGUACCACUCCAGGAACAGUGACAGGACCCGACGGAAAACCGAAUAAAUUCGUCCUCCCCAAAGGAGCAUUCACUACACCAGGAUCAAUCCCCGGACCCGAUGGCAAACCAAUCCAUGUUGAGCCUGCUGGUCCCGGAACCACACCUGGCGCUCAGACUGGACCUGACGGCAAAAUCAACAAACUUGUAGUCCCAACAACUACAACACCCAAAGGCCCGCUAGGACCCGGAGGUCAACCUAUGUAUCCUUCCGGACCCCAAGGACCUGGAGGACAGACAACAACGACACCAAUUCCAGGACCUGACGGUAAACCACUACAGAUUGAGCCAGCUGGACCAGGUACCACUCCAGGAACAGUGACAGGACCCGACGGAAAACCGAAUAAAUUCGUCCUCCCCAAAGGAGCAUUCACUACACCAGGAUCAAUCCCCGGACCCGAUGGCAAACCAAUCCAUGUUGAGCCUGCUGGUCCCGGAACCACACCUGGCGCUCAGACUGGACCUGACGGCAAAAUCAACAAACUUGUAGUCCCAACAACUACAACACCCAAAGGCCCGCUAGGACCCGGAGGUCAACCUAUGUAUCCUUCCGGACCCCAAGGACCUGGAGGACAGACAACAACGACACCAAUUCCAGGACCUGACGGUAAACCACUACAGAUUGAGCCAGCUGGACCAGGUACCACUCCAGGAACAGUGACAGGACCCGACGGAAAACCGAAUAAAUUCGUCCUCCCCAAAGGAGCAUUCACUACACCAGGAUCAAUCCCCGGACCCGAUGGCAAACCAAUCCAUGUUGAGCCUGCUGGUCCCGGAACCACACCUGGCACUCAGACUGGACCUGACGGCAAAAUCAACAAACUUGUAGUCCCAACAACUACAACACCCAAAGGCCCGCUAGGACCCGGAGGUCAACCUAUGUAUCCUUCCGGACCCCAAGGACCUGGAGGACAGACAACAACGACACCAAUUCCAGGACCUGACGGUAAACCACUACAGAUUGAGCCAGCAGGACCUGGUACCACUCCAGGAACAGUGACAGGACCCGACGGAAAACCGAAUAAAUUCGUCCUUCCCAAAGGAGCAUUCACUACACCAGGAUCAAUCCCCGGACCCGAUGGCAAACCAAUCCAUGUUGAGCCUGCUGGUCCCGGAACCACUCCUGGCGCUCAGACCGGACCUGACGGUAAAAUUAACAAACUUGUUGUCCCAACCACUACAACACCCAAAGGCCCGCUAGGACCCGGAGGUCAACCUAUGUAUCCUUCCGGACCCCAAGGACCUGGAGGACAGACAACAACGACACCAAUUCCAGGACCUGACGGUAAACCACUACAGAUUGAGCCAGCUGGACCAGGUACCACUCCAGGAACAAUGACAGGACCCGACGGAAAACCGAAUAAAUUCGUCCUCCCCAAAGGAGCAUUCACUACACCAGGAUCAAUCCCCGGACCCGAUGGCAAACCAAUCCAUGUUGAGCCUGCUGGUCCCGGAACCACACCUGGCGCUCAGACUGGACCUGACGGCAAAAUCAACAAACUUGUAGUCCCAACAACUACAACACCCAAAGGCCCGCUAGGACCCGGAGGUCAACCUAUGUAUCCUUCCGGACCCCAAGGACCUGGAGGACAGACAACAACGACACCAAUUCCAGGACCUGACGGUAAACCACUACAGAUUGAGCCAGCUGGACCAGGUACCACUCCAGGAACAGUGACAGGACCCGACGGAAAACCGAAUAAAUUCGUCCUCCCCAAAGGAGCAUUCACUACACCAGGAUCAAUCCCCGGACCCGAUGGCAAACCAAUCCAUGUUGAGCCUGCUGGUCCCGGAACCACACCUGGUGCUCAGACUGGACCUGACGGCAAAAUCAACAAACUUGUAGUCCCAACAACUACAACACCCAAAGGCCCGCUAGGACCCGGAGGUCAACCUAUGUAUCCUUCCGGACCCCAAGGACCUGGAGGACAGACAACAACGACACCAAUUCCAGGACCUGACGGUAAACCACUACAGAUUGAGCCAGCAGGACCUGGUACCACUCCAGGAACAGUGACAGGACCCGACGGAAAACCGAAUAAAUUCGUCCUCCCCAAAGGAGCAUUCACUACACCAGGAUCAAUCCCCGGACCCGAUGGCAAACCAAUCCAUGUUGAGCCUGCUGGUCCCGGAACCACACCUGGCGCUCAGACUGGACCUGACGGCAAAAUCAACAAACUUGUAGUCCCAACAACUACAACACCCAAAGGCCCACUAGGACCCGGAGGUCAACCUAUGUAUCCUUCCGGACCCCAAGGACCUGGAGGACAGACAACAACGACACCAAUUCCAGGACCUGACGGUAAACCACUACAGAUUGAGCCAGCUGGACCAGGUACCACUCCAGGAACAGUGACAGGACCCGACGGAAAACCGAAUAAAUUCGUCCUCCCCAAAGGAGCAUACACUACACCAGGAUCAAUCCCCGGACCCGAUGGCAAACCAAUCCAUGUUGAGCCUGCUGGUCCCGGAACCACACCUGGCGCUCAGACUGGACCUGACGGCAAAAUCAACAAACUUGUAGUCCCAACAACUACAACACCCAAAGGCCCGCUAGGACCCGGAGGUCAACCUAUGUAUCCUUCCGGACCCCAAGGACCUGGAGGACAGACAACAACGACACCAAUUCCAGGACCUGACGGUAAACCACUACAGAUUGAGCCAGCUGGACCAGGUACCACUCCAGGAACAGUGACAGGACCCGACGGAAAACCGAAUAAAUUCGUCCUCCCCAAAGGAGCAUUCACUACACCAGGAUCAAUCCCCGGACCCGAUGGCAAACCAAUCCAUGUUGAGCCUGCUGGUCCCGGAACCACACCUGGCGCUCAGACUGGACCUGACGGCAAAAUCAACAAACUUGUAGUCCCAACAACUACAACACCCAAAGGCCCGCUAGGACCCGGAGGUCAACCUAUGUAUCCUUCCGGACCCCAAGGACCUGGAGGCCAGACAACAACGACACCAAUUCCCGGACCGAAUGGCAAGCCGAUACAGAUUGAGCCAGCAGGACCAGGUACUACUCCAGGUACAGUGACAGGACCUGACGGAAAACCAAAUAAAUUCGUCGUUCCCAAAGGAGCUUUCACAACGCCAGGAUCAAUUCCCGGACCCGAUGGCAAACCUAUCCAUGUUGAACCUGCUGGUCCUGGAUCAACUCCCGGUACUGUGACGGGACCAGAUGGUAGUAUAAACCAAGUCUUUGUUCCCACGACUCCAAAAUCGUCAGAAACUUCAGGUGGUAAAAAAGGUACUGGAGAAAAUCCGGCAAAUUCUAAUAAUGCUAUUGGACCUCUAAAACCUGCUAGCACCACAACUCCAACUUCAAUUUCUGGCCCAGAUGGCCAGCCAAUAAAUGUUGUUCCUGCUGGCCCAGGAACUACUCCAGGAACAGUCACUGGUCCCGAUGGAAAACCAAAGAAAUUUGUCGUCCCACAGGGAGCGUUCACAACACCAGGUUCAGUCCCUGGACCGGAUGGCAAUCCAAUUCCGGUUGAACCAGCAGGUCCAGGAACAACUCCAGGCACUCAGACUGGUCCUGAUGGAAAAAUAAAUAAAGUUAUUGUACCUACAACAACUCCAAGCCCGCAGGGAUCAGAAGAACAACCAGGAAAUCCUCUUAGUCCAAAUGGACAAACAACACCAGGAUCGGAAGGACCUGAUUUUAAUUUCCAAACUCCUAGACCCAUUAAAGGACCAAAAGGUAAACCUAUUCAGAUUAUUCCUGCAGGACCUGGCACAACACCAGGAACAGUCACCGGUCGUAAUGGCAGACCUAAGAGAUUUGUUGUUCCUAAGGGAGCCUUUACGACUCCCGGAUCUAUUCCAGGUCCAAAUGGAAAACCAAUUCAUGUAAAACCUGCAGGACCUGGAACAACACCUGGGGUUAAAACAGGCCCAGAUGGCAGUAUAGACAGUAUUAUUUUGCCUUCUACUCCAAAAGAUUCUCAACCAGGCUUCCCAACCUUCCAAUUCCGAACUCCAAAACCAAUUAAAGGACCCAAGGGAAAACCAUUGCAAGUAAUCCCUGCAGGUCCAGGCACUACACCCGGUGUAGUGACCGGUCCUGAUGGAAAACCUGUUAAAUUUAUAGUUCCUUUUGGAGCGUUUACCACUCCAGGAUCCAUUCCCGGACCUAAUGGAAAACCAAUACAUGUUAGGCCAGCUGGACCAGGAACAACUCCCGGAGCAAAAACAGAUUCUGAUGGCGAUAUAGAUAGCAUAGUUUUGCCUUCUACUCCAAAAGGACCAAGUCCAGGAUUGCAAUUCCAAACUCCAAAACCAAUUAAGGGUCCUGCUGGCAAACCCCUACAAAUUAUUCCAGCUGGUCCUGGCACAACACCGGGUGUUGUUACGGGUCCAGAUGGAGAACCAAUAGAAUAUAUUGUUCCCUUUGGGGCAUUUACGACUCCUGGAUCUAUACCUGGAGCAAAUGGAAAACCAAUUCAUGUUAAACCAGCGGGUCCUGGAACAACACCAGGCGCUAAAACUGAUUCUGAUGGAGAUAUAGAUAGUAUUGUUUUGCCAUCAACGCCAAAAGGACCAAGUCCAGGAUUUCAGUUCCAGACACCCAGACCUAUUACUGCACCUGGUGGAAAACCAAUUCAAAUUGUACCUGCCGGUCCAGGUACUACACCAGGUGUUGUGACAGACCCAGAAGGACAUCCUGUUAAAUUUAUAGUUCCAAAGGGAGCAUUUACCACACCAGGAUCUAUUAUGGGACCUCACGGAAAGCCUAUUCAUGUCAGACCCGCUGGACCUGGAACUACCCCAGGAGCUAAGACAGACUCCGACGGAAGUAUUGAUAGUAUCGUUUUGCCAACAACACCCAAAGGCUCUGGUCCCGGCUUCCAAUUCCAGACUCCCAAAUCUGUAACUAAACCUGAUGGCCAACCAAUUCAAGUCGUUCCUGCAGGACCAGGUACAACCCCAGGUGUUGUGACCGGCCCUGAUGGACAACCUGUUAAAUUUAUCGUUCCACAAGGGGCGUUCACCACUCCAGGAUCUUUUAUGGGACCUAACGGCAAACCUAUUCAUGUCGGACCCGCUGGCCCUGGAACUACUCCUGGUGCAAAGACUAACUCCGAUGGAAGUAUUGACAGCAUUGUUUUACCAACAACGCCGAAAGGAUCCGGUCCAGGCUACCAAUUCCCGUCUCCCAAAUCUGUAACUAAACCUGAUGGCCAACCUAUUCAAGUCGUUCCUGCAGGACCAGGUACAACACCAGGUGUUGUGACCGGCCCUGAUGGACGACCUGUUAAAUUUAUCGUUCCACAAGGAGCGUUCACCACUCCAGGAUCUUUUAUGGGACCUAACGGCAAACCUAUUCAUGUCGGACCCGCUGGCCCUGGAACUACUCCUGGUGCAAAGACUAACUCCGAUGGAAGUAUUGACAGCAUUGUUUUACCAACAACGCCGAAAGGAUCUGGUCCAGGCUUCCAAUUCCCGACUCCCAAAUCUGUAACUAAACCUGAUGGCCAACCUAUUCAAGUCAUUCCUGCCGGACCAGGUACGACCCCAGGUGUUGUGACAGGUCCUGAUGGACGACCUGUUAAAUUUAUCGUUCCACAAGGAGCGUUCACCACUCCAGGAUCUUUUAUGGGACCGAACGGCAAACCUAUUCAUGUCGGACCUGCUGGACCUGGAACCACACCUGGAGCGAAGACAGACUCCGAUGGAAAUAUUGACAGUAUUGUUUUGCCAAGAACUCCCAGAGGAGCAGGUCCUGGAUUCCAAUUUUCAACACCAGGACCAGUACCGCGACCAGAUGGGCAACCUAUUCAAAUUGUCCCUGCUGGUGUAGGUACUACUCCUGGCGUUGUGACCGGUCCAGAUGGCCAACCUGUGAAAUUCAUUGUUCCUAAUGGUGCAUUUUCAACACCAGGAUAUAUCCCCGGACCUCAUGGGAAACCUAUUCGAGUUGGUCCAGCCGGACCUGGUACUACUCCAGGUGCGAAAACGGAUUCUGACGGAGAUGUAAGUGAAAUAGUAUUGCCUUCUACUCCCAGCCCACCGGCACCUAAGCCAGUUAAUCCAACAACACCAACUGAUGUUCAAGGGCCUCAAGGUGGUCCAAUAAUGAUUAUACCAGCCGGACCAGGUACUACUCCAGGGACAAUUACAGAUCCAGAUGGUAAUCCUACGAAAUUUAUAGUACCUUUAGGAGCUUUCACGACACCAGGAUCUAUUCCCGGCCCUGAUGGAAAACCGAUACAUGUGCAACCAGCUGGUCCAGGUACGACACCAGGAGCCGAAACAGGACCAGAUGGAAAAAUAAAUAAAAUUAUUUUGCCUACAACACCUAAAAGACCAUCCUACCCAGUUCCUACAACCACAACUCCAAUACCAGGCCCUGGACAACCUAUCCAAAUAGUUCCUGCCGGACCAGGAACAACUCCAGGUACUGUUACUGGUCCUGAUGGGCAGCCAGUGAAAUUUAUUGUACCACAAGGCGCUUUUGUUACCCCAGGCACGAUUCCAGGUCCUGAUGGAAAACCUAUUCCUGUGGAACCACAGGGACCAGGAAGUACACCAGGCGCUGAAUUGGGUCCUGAUGGGAAAAUAAAUAAAAUUGUUCUUCCCACAACUCCUUCUAAUCCACCAUCCUCAGGUCCAUUAAAUCCGAAAGGUGAGCCCAUUCCACCAUUUGGACCAGGAAAUAGUCCCAAUUCCCCUCAGCCACCAGGAAAUUAUCCAGGAUCAGCAUUCCAAUUUCCAGGUUUCCCUGGCGCUCCAGGCGCUAAUGGGCCAAUAGGAUAUUACGAUUUCAGUCAGUUGCCUAGCGGAGAAUCACCUGAAAUGGAAGGUCCUAUUGGCUUCCUUCCUAAUUUCAGUCCUGAAAUUGGAGGUCCAUUCCCAGGUUUUCCAGGAGGUCCAGGCAGUCCUGGCCCAGGUGGAUUUUUAAAUGUUAAUUCCCUACCAGAUUUCAUCAAUCCAGGAUACGGAUUCCCAGGUUCACCUCAGGAUCCUCUUGGCUAUUUGAACUUCAGUAUGCUUCCGCCCGGUUAUAACCCUGAUUUCUCAGGUCAGUUUGUUUACCCUGGGUAUCCUGGCUCCCCUGGAAGCUCAGGUCAAUUCCCUGGUGGCUUCUUGAGCUUCCCUGAACUACCUAAAGAUGUCACGGACAAAAUAAACGGUACCUUUAGUCUCCCUCAACUGAUGCAAGCUCUGCAACCACUUUUCCCCGGGCAAAAUAUUAACAUUGGAGCAAUUCCAAAAGAUCAGAUGCAGAACAUUCCCGGUUUUGAUGGAAAUUAUGAUAACCUUAGACUUCAAAAUUUUGGAAGCAAUAAUCAGCCAACUGGAGGUGUGUUCUAUCUUCCAGAACUAGUGCGUCUCGUCAGCUAUCUUCCAGUGGGUUCGUUUGGUAACGGUCCAGGAACUAUUAAUCAAGAUGGAGGAUUCGGGGAUCCAUUUAACUUCCCUGGUCUAAAUGGCGCUCCUGGAUACAUUUGUGACUAUCCAGAUAACGGCGAUGCCACCGCCGGAGGAUCUCAGGACUUAGGUGGGGAGAUUAAAGGAAGUGGCAAUGGACCAUCCGGAGAUGUGGCGGACGCUGCUCCAGAAAAUGAUUUGGGUGGUGUUGCUCCAGGAAAUAAUUUAGGUAGUGCUGCUCCAGAAAAUGAUUUGGGAGGCGCUGCUCCAGUAAAUAAUCCGGGAGGGACUGCUCCACAAAGUGAUCUGGCUUCUCCUACUCCUGUAGCUCCAACAGAUCAAGAUUGUGAAGAGGACGUACAUGGAGCAUUCAGCAAAGCCAGGCAGGCGCUUAUGAAUGUCGCAUCUAGUACAGGAGAACAGGCAGUCAGUCAGUUAAUGCAAGACAUUAUUUCCGGAAUCAAUAUAUCUGGCAAUUACGUCGACUAUAAUGAUUUCUUCAAUCAGCUCUCAUCCCUGUUGUCCCAAGUUCGCACAGAUCCAACAGAGAGUCCUACUAAACAGCUCAUAACAAUUCUAAUGGAUGGCUUAAUCGCAGCACUGGAAGCCUUGAAUUCCGCUAAAGUUACUGGAUUUAGAAAUGACGUUUCUAUCGCUAGCGAUCUGCCCGUGUAUACGUCAUUCUUAAAUGAAAUACUUUAUUAAAUUUGUGCAUCGUAUUUUCGUAGUAGAGAGCAUAUAUAAUAGCAAAAUUCUGUGUAUAAAUAUUUCAGGCUUUUGUGUUCCUAAAAAAACUUUGUAAUAAAAUAUGUAACCCUUUAA
Molecule: messenger RNA, 29378 nt
Organism: Argiope bruennichi
Lineage: Eukaryota; Metazoa; Arthropoda; Arachnida; Araneae; Araneidae
Product: mesocentin-like
Exons: 3
Coding region: 18-29261 (9747 amino acids)
Source: RefSeq, a predicted model, not a curated record